UCGUGCAUUUAGCAGCUAGGCCUUUUGCUGUAUUUAGUACACAGUGGUAAAGAUUUAUAAUUGACGCUGGCGUGAAUUAUACAACAUCGAAAGAGUAGCGCAUAUAAUGAAAUGAAUAUCAUUUUAUUUGCAAAUUAUAUAUGUAUACCCUGAAUUAUACAGGCUGCACUUUUAGUUAAUUCUGUUCUAUAGCCCCAGAGUACUCUUAUCCUAAAAGAGAGAUUAUGUGUAACAGAAAAUGACUUACUGUGCUGUAAAUUCAGGCAGCAUUUAAUCAUUAUUCAUUCAUUCAUUUUAUCAUUGAGACAGAUUGCCUGCAGCACUGAAUGCAAUGUGCGACGCUUUAAACAUGGGGCAUUUAGCACACGGUAUGCAUGAAGGGAUGUAAGGCUCGGUGCUCGGGCAAGUGGGUACAGCGCAGUGCCGGCUGGGGUUUGAAAGCCGAUUGCAAUGAAACGGCGGGGGAUAUUUGCGCCGAAGCAGUCCGGCGUUUUCUUCUCAACAGCUCGAAGUUGCAUUGCAGGGGUGGGACUUCUGCAGUCGGGGGGAGCGCUUCCAGAGGGAUGCUUUUAGCGGCGGGCAUAGCGGGACCUCACCUUGCAUGCUGACGCUCGGACUGCUUCGAUAAUACUGGCAGCAUCACACGGUGCUGCUGCAAAAUAGCGGAGCGCAUCGCCCAUGCCGCAUGUACGGCUCUGAGGAAGGGACCCAACAAAGGUGCUGCUAGAGGAACAGGGGGCACUUGUUCCUUUUGAUGGCGAGAGGUAAAUGAACUGAGGACGGAAGAUCGGUGGACUUUUCAUCCGCCCUUCCUGACCGCACCAAACCAAACAGCAGCUCGGAAGCACCAUAAUGUCCUCAGCGCAAGGCAGGGAUAUAUCUGACUACCAUUUCAGCGUGGUUCGCAACCCGCCUGGCUGGGAGGUGGGGCUCUAUGUGGCCGGUUUCCUGACGUUGCUGAUGUUGGUGGCUUUCAACCUAUGGAAGCUGUGGAAAUCCGGAACCUUCCCCGCUCCAUCCCCCUUCCCCAACUACGACCACCGCUACCUGCAGGAGAAGUAUGGCACUUCUUACUCAGAAGUGAGACAAAAGAGAGUCGCAGCCUCCAACCACAGGAGGGCAUCGACAAGCCGCAAGCCCAGCCUUCAGCUCGGGGACACCCCCGACGGGCUGCGUGAGCUAGGGCCUCUCGAGCUCAUGAGCAGGGAGUUGGACCCAGCUGGAACCGGGCCGCUCAGCCGCUCCCUCUCUGCCGACUCCCUGAGUUCCGUCUCUUCCGUCGCUCACAAUUUCGGCCACGACUUCACGGUGGGCCAGCUGGAGGUGACGCUGGAGUACGAGGCACGGACGGGGACGCUCUUCCUCUCCCUGCUGCAAGGGAAGGACCUUCUUGAGAAGGAGGAGGAAGACUUUCCCUCCUGCUUCAUCCGCGUCACACUGCUGCCUGACGAGCUGAGCGUGGGCAUCUCCAGGGUCCAGAGGAACGCGUUCACCGUGGUGUUUGACGAGCGAUUCUCCGUCCCACUGGACCCAGCUUCUCUCGAAGACAAAAGCUUGUGCUUCGAGGCUUUUGGCGUGGACGCAGAUGAGAGGAACAUCAGCACCGGGGUAGCAGAGCUGAAGCUGUCAGACCUGGACCUCUCACUUAGGCCUUUCAAUGCCUGGCUGUACCUUCAGGAUGUAAACAAGGCUGUAGAUGCAGUUGGGGAGAUCCUACUUUCUCUGAGCUACCUGCCUACAGCAGAGCGCCUCACUGUCGUUAUAGCAAAAGCCAAGAACUUGGUGUGGACCAAUGGAAAAACCACAGCAGAUCCAUUCGUCAAGGUGUACCUACUCCAGGACGGACGAAAGAUAAGCAAGAAAAAGACUUCCAUGAAGAGGGAUGACACCAAUCCCAUCUUCAAUGAGGCCAUGAUCUUCUCUGUGCCGGCCAUUGUGCUGCAAGACCUCUCCUUGAGAGUGACGGUCGCCGAGUACACCGAUGACGGCCGGGGGGAGAAUGUGGGUCAUGUGAUCAUCGGCCCAGAGGCCAGCGGCAUGGGCAUCACACACUGGAAUCAGAUGCUGGCCACGCUGAGGAAACCAGUAUCGAUGUGGCAUCCACUGCGGCAGACCUAGUCCCGCCACGUCAUCAAAACCCUGAAGCAUAGUCCCAGUCUCUCCGAUCACACUCUGUUCCUGCAUGGUGCCUAAUGUCUCACUAUUACACCACCACAGAUGGGGAAAAGUUUAAAAAAAAAACAGUGAACAAGCUUAUCCGAGGCUCUAGAGUAAAAUAAAAAAAUGAUGGGUGCAAAAGCUUAUUUUUUCAGGAAACGAAUCUUUGUCUUUUAAAACCAGUUGUACAGUGCAUAUGAUAUUAUAAUAGAAUACAAGCAGGUGUUGAGAUGAGUUUUCUAUCAGAUCUAUAAAGUAUAAAAGUCUAAAUCCUACAGCUUUUUGGUAUGAAGCGUGUUUUUGUCUUAGACCCUGUCUAAUAUCUUGUGCUUUUUAAAUCCAGGUUCUCUUAAUCCAGGUUAAUCAAUCUUAACUUCAGGCUAUCCAUCUCUCCAGAGACAUUCUCGAACUGAACACGUAAAACAUGCAAUGUGUGAUACUUUGAUUUUAACUUCUCUUCACUUAUCGACCACUACUUAACUUGUUUGAAGAUGAUCACCAUUGUACUACUUUUUUAUAAUUCUGAUUCAUGCAUUGUUUGGUUUCCAGCAUAUGUUUUGUAUGCUGGAAUUUAUGUCUGAAAUAAUCUCAAAGCUUGGUGAACUGCUGAACUUUGGACAGACUCUUACUGAACGUGGCAUGAAUGACAAACCUCCUUCAGAGUGAACUGAUUCCACUCCUGCCAUUGUUAAUUUUUUAAAUGCAUUGACCAUUUUUUGGUUUUAGAUUUAAGCUUUACACUAUAAUUACACUUCUCAAAUGGCCUUUGACUUUUUAGUGAAAAAGUCAUCCAUUUAUGGAUUUUCUAAGCACUACAGGAUGGGCAGGCAAUAAUUUUUUUUGUACAAUAGAAUAGUAAUAGAAUAAGUUAAUGCAUUAACAUAUUUUGCUUCCAUUGACAUGUGUACUUAAAAUUUCCUUAAAUUCCUGCAAAGUAAGUUUUAUGGUAUAUUUAUGUAUUAUUGGGUUGUCUGUUGCAAGGUAGCUACAUGCCAGUUCAUUUGCUCAUAUUACAUAAUACCUAUUCAUAUUUAUUAUGAAUUAUUAAAUACGAGAAUAUGCUAUAAUUAUGACUCAAAUAAAUGUUGUCUAUUUUAUUUAUUUAUUGUUUAUUUAUUUGACAUGUAAAGGCUCCAACCACCAGUAGGCUACCGUAAAUUUAUGCUGUAGCAAGUUAUUACAUAUGAGAAAAUUCAUCGUUUUAAACUUAAGCGUGACCUGAACAUGUUUCAUCGUGCCAAAUCUUAUCAAAGCAAUAUAAUCAUUUAUUGUGUGCAUUUCUACAUUUUGUGAUCGAAAAAUUAAAAUUUUACAGUGCAUGAUCUUUUUCAGAACUUGUAACAGAUGUGCGACCAGAAUAAAGUAUUGUGUUAGAAUAUUGUUUUAAAUAAAAUUAAACUAUAAAUAAAA
Messenger RNA from Paramormyrops kingsleyae, 3567 nucleotides. It is a transcript of the gene syt12, whose product is annotated as synaptotagmin XII. Gene Ontology annotation, molecular function: phosphatidylserine binding; SNARE binding; calcium ion binding. Gene Ontology annotation, biological process: calcium ion-regulated exocytosis of neurotransmitter; synaptic vesicle endocytosis. Gene Ontology annotation, cellular component: exocytic vesicle; plasma membrane. The record is from RefSeq and is a predicted model, not a curated record. Lineage: Eukaryota; Metazoa; Chordata; Actinopteri; Osteoglossiformes; Mormyridae.